Aaosphaeria arxii CBS 175.79 is the source of this 864-nucleotide messenger RNA. RefSeq names its product NAD(P)-binding protein. The record is from RefSeq and is a predicted model, not a curated record. Bases 1 to 864 code for a protein of 287 amino acids. Lineage: Eukaryota; Fungi; Ascomycota; Dothideomycetes; Pleosporales. The transcript is spliced from 3 exons.
AUGCCGCGAUACCUCAUAACAGGCGCAACAGGCCAGCAAGGAGGGGGGGUUGUGGAAGCCCUACUCCACGAAUCAGGCCACGCAGAUAUCGAAAUUCGAGCCAUAACACGCAAUCUAUCAUCAAAUAGUGCGAAAGACCUUCAAAAUCGGGGCAUCGAGGUUGUCAAGGCAGAUCUCGGCGACGGCAAAUCUCUUGAGGCUGCACUGCGAGGGUGCGAGGCCGCAUACUUGGUUACUGAUUUUCGAGGGCCGGGGGGAGUAGAGGAAGAGAAGGAGCAGGGAAGAACAUUUGUGGAUGCUGCAGUGCGAGCUGGCGUCAAGCAUAUUGUGUUCUCCUCUGUAUCAGGCUCAGAAGAUGAGAGAGUCGAACACUUUCAUUCCAAAUAUCAUAUCGAGAAGUACAUACAGGCAUCAGGGCUUAAAUGGGCUGUGAUUAGACCAGUAGGUUUUAUGGAUCUGAUCCCACCACCUGGUAUUGGGCGGGCCUUCUUCCUGGCAGCGAUGAAAGCAGCAUUUGGAGACGUGAAACAGAAGUGGAUUGCGUGUGAAGACAUCGGGAAGGGGGCUGCAAAGGCUUUGAUGCAGCCGAACCACUUUAAUGGGAAGACCUACGAGAUCGUGGGAGACGUGGCAACGGUGAAUGAAGUAAAGAGCGCCUUGGAAAGAGCAGACAAUGGUCGCACGGAAUGGAAUGUCUGGCUGCCCAAAUAUCUGGUUAUGUUGUUCUCCCCUUAUCAUUAUAGGCAAAUGUUCCAAUGGCUUGCGCUGGGUGUUCAGCCCGGAGAGGUACAGAGGACGAAAGAGCUAAUUCCUGACGUUAUGAAUGUCGAAUCAUGGGCAAGAAAGAAGACUAAGCAAGAGUAA